This is a messenger RNA of Phodopus roborovskii (desert hamster), 8318 nucleotides long. RefSeq names its product calcium voltage-gated channel subunit alpha1 C (gene Cacna1c). The record is from RefSeq and is a predicted model, not a curated record. Gene Ontology annotation, cellular component: voltage-gated calcium channel complex; membrane. The transcript has 50 exons. NCBI's taxonomy places the organism in Eukaryota, Metazoa, Chordata, Mammalia, Rodentia, Cricetidae. Bases 37 to 6765 code for a protein of 2242 amino acids. Gene Ontology annotation, biological process: calcium ion import across plasma membrane. Gene Ontology annotation, molecular function: high voltage-gated calcium channel activity.
GUGAAAUUAGCUGUUAGCACCCAGCUGGAAGUCACAAUGAUUCGAGCCUUCGUUCAGCCGUCCAUCCCCCCAUACCAGCCGCUUUCCAGUCACCUGUCUGAGGAGUCAGAGGGGAAGUUCAAGGGCAAGGUAAUACAUGAAGCUCAACUCAACUGUUUCUACAUCUCUCCUGGAGGUUCCAACUAUGGGAGCCCACGCCCAGCUCACGCCAACAUGAACGCCAAUGCAGCUGCAGGGCUCGCCCCCGAGCAUAUCCCUACUCCGGGGGCAGCACUGUCCUGGCAGGCAGCCAUUGACGCCGCCCGGCAGGCCAAGCUAAUGGGCAGUGCUGGCAACGCAACCAUCUCUACCGUCAGUUCCACACAGCGGAAGCGGCAACAGUACGGGAAACCCAAGAAGCAGGGUGGUAUGACUGCCACACGGCCACCGCGUGCUCUGCUGUGUCUGACUCUGAAGAACCCCAUCCGGAGGGCAUGCAUAAGCAUUGUUGAAUGGAAACCAUUUGAAAUAAUUAUUUUACUGACUAUUUUUGCCAAUUGUGUGGCCUUAGCGAUCUAUAUUCCCUUUCCAGAAGAUGACUCCAACGCCACCAACUCCAACCUGGAACGAGUGGAAUAUCUCUUUCUCAUCAUUUUUACCGUGGAAGCAUUUUUAAAAGUAAUUGCCUAUGGACUUCUCUUUCACCCCAACGCUUACCUCCGCAAUGGUUGGAAUUUACUAGAUUUUAUAAUUGUGGUUGUAGGGCUUUUUAGUGCAAUUUUAGAGCAAGCAACCAAAGCUGACGGGGCCAACGCUCUGGGAGGGAAAGGAGCUGGAUUCGAUGUGAAGGCGCUGAGGGCUUUCCGCGUGCUUCGUCCCCUGCGGCUGGUGUCCGGAGUCCCAAGUCUCCAGGUGGUCCUGAACUCCAUCAUCAAGGCCAUGGUGCCUCUGCUGCACAUUGCCCUACUUGUGCUGUUCGUCAUCAUCAUCUAUGCCAUUAUCGGCCUGGAGCUCUUCAUGGGGAAGAUGCACAAGACUUGCUACAACCAGGAGGGCAUAAUAGAUGUCCCAGCGGAAGAGGACCCUUCCCCUUGUGCUUUGGAGACAGGCCAUGGGCGGCAGUGUCAGAACGGCACCGUGUGCAAGCCCGGGUGGGAUGGGCCCAAGCAUGGCAUCACCAACUUCGACAACUUCGCCUUCGCCAUGCUGACAGUGUUCCAGUGCAUCACCAUGGAGGGCUGGACAGACGUGCUGUAUUGGGUCAAUGAUGCCGUAGGAAGGGACUGGCCCUGGAUCUAUUUUGUUACACUAAUCAUCAUAGGGUCAUUUUUUGUACUUAACUUGGUUCUCGGUGUUCUUAGCGGAGAGUUUUCCAAAGAGAGGGAGAAAGCCAAAGCUCGGGGGGAUUUCCAAAAGCUUCGAGAGAAGCAGCAGCUAGAAGAAGAUCUCAAAGGCUACCUGGAUUGGAUCACCCAAGCGGAAGACAUUGACCCUGAGAAUGAGGAUGAGGGCAUGGACGAAGACAAGCCCCGAAACAGAGGCGCUGCGGCGGGCUUGCUUGAUCAGAAGAAAGGGAAGUUUGCUUGGUUUAGUCACUCUACAGAAACCCAUGUGAGCAUGCCCACAAGUGAGACUGAAUCUGUCAACACUGAAAAUGUGGCUGGAGGUGACAUCGAGGGAGAAAACUGUGGAGCCAGGCUUGCCCACCGGAUCUCCAAAUCCAAGUUCAGCCGCUACUGGCGCAGGUGGAAUAGAUUCUGCAGAAGGAAGUGUCGCGCGGCAGUUAAAUCCAACGUCUUCUACUGGCUCGUGAUCUUCCUAGUGUUCCUCAACACACUCACCAUCGCCUCCGAGCAUUACAACCAGCCCCACUGGCUCACAGAAGUCCAAGACACAGCCAACAAGGCCCUGCUGGCGCUUUUCACUGCAGAAAUGCUCCUGAAGAUGUACAGCCUGGGCCUGCAGGCCUAUUUUGUAUCCCUCUUCAACCGCUUCGACUGCUUCAUCGUGUGUGGGGGCAUCCUGGAGACCAUCCUGGUGGAGACGAAGAUCAUGUCCCCCCUGGGCAUCUCUGUGCUGAGAUGUGUGCGGCUGCUCAGAAUCUUUAAGAUCACCAGGUACUGGAACUCCUUGAGCAACCUUGUGGCGUCCUUACUGAACUCAGUGCGCUCCAUCGCCUCCCUGCUGCUGCUCCUCUUCCUCUUCAUCAUCAUCUUCUCCCUCCUGGGGAUGCAGCUGUUUGGAGGGAAGUUCAACUUUGAUGAGAUGCAGACCCGCAGGAGCACGUUUGAUAACUUCCCGCAGUCACUCCUCACUGUGUUUCAGAUCCUGACCGGGGAGGACUGGAAUUCGGUGAUGUAUGAUGGGAUCAUGGCUUAUGGCGGCCCCUCUUUUCCAGGGAUGUUAGUCUGUAUUUACUUCAUCAUCCUCUUCAUCUGUGGAAAUUAUAUCCUACUGAAUGUGUUCUUGGCCAUUGCGGUGGACAACCUGGCUGAUGCUGAGAGCCUCACCUCUGCCCAAAAGGAAGAAGAAGAAGAGAAGGAGAGAAAGAAGCUGGCCAGGACUGCCAGCCCAGAAAAGAAGCAAGAGGUGAUGGAGAAGCCAGCGGUGGAGGAGAGCAAAGAGGAGAAAAUUGAGCUGAAGUCCAUUACUGCAGAUGGAGAGUCCCCACCCACUACCAAGAUCAACAUGGAUGACCUCCAGCCCAGUGAAAAUGAAGAUAAGAGUCCCCACUCCAACCCCGACACUGCAGGGGAAGAGGAUGAGGAGGAGCCUGAGAUGCCUGUGGGGCCACGCCCCCGGCCUCUGUCUGAGCUACACCUGAAGGAAAAGGCAGUGCCCAUGCCAGAAGCCAGUGCGUUUUUCAUCUUCAGCCCAAACAACAGGUUCCGCCUCCAGUGCCACCGCAUCGUCAACGACACCAUCUUCACUAACCUGAUCCUCUUCUUCAUCCUGCUCAGCAGCGUCUCUCUGGCUGCUGAGGACCCGGUCCAGCACACCUCCUUCAGGAACCAUAUUCUGUUUUAUUUUGACAUUGUUUUCACUACCAUUUUCACCAUUGAAAUUGCUCUGAAGAUCCUAGGCAAUGCAGACUAUGUCUUCACUAGUAUCUUUACAUUAGAAAUUAUCCUUAAGAUGACUGCUUACGGGGCUUUCCUGCACAAGGGCUCUUUCUGCCGAAACUACUUCAAUAUCUUGGACCUGCUGGUAGUUAGCGUGUCCCUCAUCUCCUUUGGCAUCCAGUCCAGUGCAAUCAACGUUGUGAAGAUUUUACGAGUGCUGCGGGUCCUCAGGCCUCUGAGGGCCAUCAACAGGGCCAAGGGGCUAAAGCACGUGGUUCAGUGUGUGUUUGUGGCCAUCAGGACCAUUGGCAACAUUGUAAUUGUCACCACUCUGCUGCAGUUCAUGUUCGCUUGCAUUGGGGUCCAGCUCUUCAAGGGAAAGCUCUAUACCUGUUCGGAUAGUUCCAAACAGACGGAGGCAGAAUGCAAGGGUAACUAUAUCACAUACAAAGAUGGAGAGGUGGACCACCCCAUUAUCCAACCUCGAAGCUGGGAGAACAGCAAGUUCGACUUUGACAAUGUCCUGGCAGCCAUGAUGGCCCUCUUCACCGUCUCCACCUUUGAGGGGUGGCCAGAGCUGCUGUACCGCUCCAUCGACUCGCACACAGAAGACAAGGGCCCCAUCUACAACUACCGCGUGGAGAUCUCCAUCUUCUUCAUCAUCUACAUCAUCAUCAUUGCCUUCUUCAUGAUGAACAUCUUCGUGGGUUUCGUCAUCGUCACCUUCCAGGAGCAGGGGGAGCAAGAGUACAAGAACUGUGAGCUGGACAAGAACCAGAGACAAUGUGUGGAAUAUGCCCUCAAGGCCCGACCCUUACGAAGAUACAUCCCCAAGAACCAGCACCAGUAUAAAGUGUGGUACGUGGUCAACUCUACCUACUUCGAGUAUCUGAUGUUCGUCCUUAUCCUGCUCAACACCAUCUGCCUGGCCAUGCAGCAUUAUGGCCAGAGCUGCCUCUUCAAAAUUGCCAUGAAUAUACUCAACAUGCUUUUCACUGGCCUCUUCACGGUGGAGAUGAUCCUGAAGCUCAUUGCCUUCAAACCCAAGGGUUACUUUAGUGAUCCCUGGAAUGUUUUUGACUUCCUCAUCGUGAUUGGGAGCAUAAUUGAUGUCAUUCUCAGUGAAACUAAUCACUAUUUCUGUGAUGCAUGGAAUACAUUUGAUGCCUUGAUUGUUGUGGGUAGCAUUGUUGAUAUAGCAAUCACCGAGGUACACCCAGCUGAACAUACUCAAUGCUCUCCCUCUAUGAGCGCAGAGGAGAACUCCCGCAUCUCCAUCACCUUCUUUCGCCUCUUCCGGGUCAUGCGCCUGGUGAAGCUGCUGAGCCGUGGAGAAGGCAUCCGGACCCUGCUGUGGACCUUCAUCAAGUCCUUCCAGGCCCUGCCCUAUGUGGCCCUUCUGAUCGUGAUGCUCUUCUUUAUCUAUGCAGUGAUUGGGAUGCAGGUGUUUGGGAAGAUCGCCCUGAAUGACACCACAGAGAUCAAUAGGAACAACAACUUCCAGACAUUCCCACAGGCUGUGCUACUGCUCUUCAGGUGUGCCACUGGGGAAGCCUGGCAGGAUAUCAUGCUGGCCUGUAUGCCAGGCAAGAAGUGUGCCCCAGAGUCUGAGCCCAGCAACAGCACAGAAGGGGAGACACCCUGUGGCAGCAGCUUUGCUGUUUUCUACUUCAUCAGCUUCUAUAUGCUCUGUGCCUUCCUGAUCAUCAACCUCUUCGUAGCUGUUAUCAUGGACAACUUUGACUACCUGACAAGGGAUUGGUCUAUCCUUGGUCCCCAUCAUCUGGAUGAAUUCAAAAGGAUCUGGGCCGAGUAUGACCCUGAAGCCAAGGGACGGAUAAAACACUUGGAUGUGGUGACCCUCCUCCGUCGAAUUCAGCCCCCCUUGGGUUUUGGGAAGUUGUGUCCUCACCGUGUGGCCUGCAAACGUCUAGUGUCCAUGAACAUGCCUCUGAACAGCGAUGGGACAGUCAUGUUCAAUGCCACCCUGUUUGCCCUAGUCAGGACAGCCCUGAGGAUCAAAACAGAAGGGAACUUAGAACAAGCCAAUGAGGAGCUGCGGGCCAUCAUCAAGAAAAUCUGGAAGAGGACCAGCAUGAAGCUGUUGGACCAGGUGGUGCCCCCUGCAGGUGAUGACGAGGUCACAGUAGGCAAGUUCUAUGCCACCUUCCUGAUCCAAGAGUACUUCCGAAAAUUCAAGAAGCGAAAAGAGCAGGGGCUGGUGGGAAAACCUUCACAGAGGAAUGCACUGUCCCUGCAGGCUGGCUUACGCACGCUGCAUGAUAUUGGGCCUGAGAUCCGACGGGCCAUCUCUGGAGAUCUUACUGCUGAGGAGGAGUUGGACAAGGCUAUGAAGGAGGCUGUGUCUGCUGCCUCUGAAGACGACAUCUUCAGGAGGGCUGGAGGCCUGUUUGGCAAUCAUGUCAGCUACUAUCAAAGUGACAGCAGGAGCAACUUUCCUCAGACCUUCACUACCCAGCGCCCACUGCAUAUCAACAAGACGGGAAACAACCAAGGUGACACCGAGUCUCCAUCCCAUGAGAAGCUAGUGGACUCCACCUUCACCCCCAGCAGCUACUCAUCCACAGGCUCCAAUGCCAACAUCAACAAUGCCAACAACACUGCCCUGGGCCGCUUCCCCCAUCCCGCUGGGUACUCUAGCACAGUCAGCACUGUGGAGGGCCAUGGGCCUCCCUUGUCCCCUGCUAUCCGGGUACAGGAGGCAGCAUGGAGGCUCAGCUCUAAGAGGUGUCACUCCCGAGGGAGCCAGGGGGCCUCGGUGAGUCAAGAGAUGUUUCCAGAAGAGACCUGCAGUGUGAGGAUGAGUGAGGACGCUGAGUACUGCAGUGAGCCCAGCCUGCUCUCCACAGAUAUACUCUCCUAUCAGGAUGAUGAAAACCGGCAACUGCCAUCUCCAGAGGAGGAUAGGAGAGAGAUCCAGCAGUCUCCGAAGAGGGGCUUCCUUCGUUCCGCCUCUCUAGGUCGAAGGGCCUCCUUCCACCUGGAAUGUCUGAAGAGACAAAAGGAUCAGGGGGGAGACAUCUCUCAGAAGACAGCCUUGCCCUUGCAUCUGGUUCAUCAUCAGGCUUUGGCGGUGGCAGGUUUGAGCCCCCUCCUGCAGAGAAGCCAUUCUCCUACCAAGUUCCCCAGGCCAUGCCCCACCCCUCCUGUCACUCCAGGCAGCCGGGGCAGGCCCCUACAGCCCAUCCCCACCCUACGGCUGGAGGGGGCAGAGUCCAGCGAGAAACUCAACAGCAGCUUCCCAUCCAUCCACUGCAGCUCCUGGUCUGAUGAGACCACUGCCUGUAGUGGGGGCAGCAGCACGGCCCGGAGAGCCCGGCCCGUCUCCCUCACCGUGCCCAGCCAGGCUGGAGCUCCAGGGAGACAAUUCCAUGGCAGCGCCAGCAGCCUGGUAGAAGCGGUCUUGAUUUCAGAAGGACUGGGACAGUUUGCUCAAGAUCCCAAGUUCAUCGAAGUCACCACCCAGGAGUUGGCUGACGCCUGUGACAUGACAAUAGAAGAGAUGGAGAAUGCUGCAGACAACAUCCUCAGUGGGGACGCCCAGCAGAGCCCCAACGGCACCCUCCUACCUUUUGUGAACUGCAGGGACCCGGGGCUGGACAGGGCUGUGGUCCCAGAGGACGAGAGCUGCGCAUACGCCCUGGGGCGAGGCCGGAGCGAGGAGGCGCUCCCGGACAGCAGGGCCUUCGUCAGCAACCUGUAGUCCACAGGGCUGGCAAGACGCGGGUGUUUUUUAUUCGUUUCAAUGUUCCUAAUGGGUUCGUUUCAGAAGUGCCUCACUGUUCUCGUGACCUGGAGGUAACCGGAACAGCGUCUUCAUUCACUGCUGUCGGGACAAGCCUCAGAGCUGGGCGGUGUGCGGAGUCGGCUUUUCAGGGGAGAAGGCCAAGGCCGUGGUGCAGGGCUCCAGCACCUUCCCGCGGCAGCACCGCCCAAAGGACCCCACCCCCUAAGCAAAAGGGUGUUUUUCCCUUGCUUGUAUAAACAGUCAUUUGCACAUGUUCUGUCUGAGCCUGGCCGUCUCAAUGGAGCAGGGAUCCAGGGAUGUAUGGCGGGAGUAGGCCAGCGCCCCGUGUAGGGGCUGGGGAGGUGGCUGCAAGGUUCCCAGCAGUGCAGGCCUGGUCCCCCUUCCCCUGCAGGAGCUGAAGUGCAGGUGGCUAGAGCCAGUGCAGACCACACCAUCCGCCCUCAGCUAGCCAGGCCAGGGGCGCGGGCUGCUGCCUAGUAAUCUUGAUUUCAUGGUUUGGUGGUUCUUGUUAGCAUGUUGCGGUUUUCUGGGUUUUGGUUUCUUUAUUUUUUAUUUGCUGUGCUUUCCCACGGGGAAGGGAGGAAGAAGAGCGUUUACAGUUGCGCAGCCUCACUCACUGUUUCCACGUUUGCGUUAUUUAAGUCGGAUUUGGUUUUAUUGUAUUUUUUAAAUGGUGCGGUUUUCUCCCCCACACCUUUUUCCACCCAUGGAGCGAAGGCUCAAUGUCACCACAGGACGGUUUACCUGUUCUGUGUAUGCCCAGUAACCUGUUACAAUUUCCUUAAGUAACAGCACCUUUUCCCCUCUUUCUUUCUGGUUGGGUUGAGCGUCACAAUCUGCAGGUAACAGGCAGUUAAGGUGUUGCGUGCCUGGGCGGUUGAGCUGGGCUCCGUUCUAAGCUGGACGUAUGGUAGGUUCAAGAGAGAGGAUGUAUGAGUAUCUGUGUAUCACACGUGUGUCCAUAGUGGGUUGUCUGUGCGUGUGUGCACCCACAUGGUGAGUGCACACCCCAUCCACCCCCCACUCCCACCCCUGCACAAAAGUCCAUAGAUCCCCGUUCCGGUUUGACUGCAGGGAGCUCUGAAUCUGGGGCUGUUCGAAAGCAAAAACAAAUCACUGUCUCUGCUUCUGCUUCUGAAACGAGACUCGGUAACUGCAUUUCCUGUCCCACGAGAUAUGCAAAAGCAAUGCAAUAAUAUCCAUUUUAAAAUACGAUUGUGAGUUGUGUCAGCAUUAAAAUUCUAUUUUAAAAAAAAACACAAAAUUUAAGGGAAAAACUCAAGAAGACAUUUUGCUUCGAUAUAUUCUGUGUAAUGUUUUAUUGCAUUGAUAAUGUUUCUGUUGAAGAAACUGUUAUACUUGAAUUCAGGUCAGUUUCAGUAUUUUUCAAAUAUUUUUUUAAAAACUGAAUUGCAAUUGUGCCAAGCAAAUAUAAUGACUUAAGUUUGUUUUAAAAUUCACUUCUUGUAUAUUUUGCUGCAUGUAAAGUAAAUCAUUUUGUAUUUGGA